This is a messenger RNA of Drosophila subobscura, 2430 nucleotides long. RefSeq names its product segmentation protein paired (gene prd). The transcript is spliced from 2 exons. The coding region runs from base 247 to 2148 and encodes 633 amino acids. Gene Ontology annotation, biological process: regulation of transcription by RNA polymerase II; anatomical structure development. Lineage: Eukaryota; Metazoa; Arthropoda; Insecta; Diptera; Drosophilidae. Gene Ontology annotation, molecular function: DNA-binding transcription factor activity, RNA polymerase II-specific; RNA polymerase II cis-regulatory region sequence-specific DNA binding. The record is from RefSeq and is a predicted model, not a curated record.
GAAGUCAGUUAGGCACAGACUGCGCAACGAGUCACACCGCAUUCUCUCUUCGUCUUCGUUUUCGUCUUUUCGUGUUUUAGUUUCUGCAUUUCGUUUCGCCUAUCGGAGUACUAAAACAAAUCGGUUAAUUAACACUUAAAGCUCUCUGAUCGCUUGUCAAUCGAAUCCACAAAGUGCCAACAACAAUCGGUGCAGUGCACGCCGGGCACGAACAAUUUGUGGGCUUGGUUGGAGCCACGUGAAACUAUGACUGUAACCGCCUUUGCCGCCGCAAUGCACAGACCCUUCUUCAAUGGAUAUUCCACUAUGCAAGACAUGAACAGCGGCCAAGGACGAGUCAAUCAAUUGGGCGGAGUAUUCAUCAACGGACGUCCACUGCCAAAUAAUAUACGCCUGAAGAUCGUCGAGAUGGCCGCCGAUGGCAUCCGUCCGUGCGUGAUCUCACGCCAGCUGCGCGUCUCCCAUGGCUGCGUGUCCAAGAUACUGAAUCGCUACCAGGAGACGGGCUCCAUUCGUCCGGGUGUGAUUGGUGGCUCCAAGCCGCGAAUUGCCACGCCCGAGAUCGAGAAUCGCAUUGAGGACUACAAGCGCUCGAAUCCGGGCAUGUUCUCCUGGGAGAUACGCGAGAAGCUCAUCCGUGAGGGCAUCUGUGACCGCAGCACGGCUCCAUCCGUGUCCGCCAUAUCGCGCCUGGUGCGCGGCCGGGAUGCGCCGCUCGACAGCGAACUGUCGCCGUCCUCCGCUGACCACCACAAGGCACCGUCCAGCUCGUGCGGCUCCGACCUGUCCUCGGGCCACCACAACAACAACAACAACAAGCACUCCGACGAUGAUCUCUCGGACUGCGAGAGCGAACCGGGAAUCGCCCUGAAGCGCAAGCAACGCCGCUGCCGCACCACCUUCUCCGCCGCCCAGCUGGACGAGCUGGAGCGCGCCUUCGAGCGCACCCAAUACCCGGACAUCUACACCCGCGAGGAGCUGGCACAGCGCACAAAUCUCACCGAGGCACGCAUCCAGGUGUGGUUCAGCAAUCGCCGGGCAAGACUCCGCAAGCAGCACAACUCGGUGUCGGGUGGGCCUGGCUCCGGCGUGGGCUCCGCCAUGCCCUCCGUCUCGAUGGCCUCCAGCGUGGUGUCCAGCGUGCCCAGCAUGGCGCCCCUGGCCAUGAUGCCCAGCAUGGAGGCGGCCGCCGCCUACCAGCAGCAGUACGACUUCUACAGCAGCGCCGCACCCACGGCCACGGCGGUGGGCAGCAAUCUGUCGCCCGGCUCCAGCCUGACGCUCUCCACCACGCCGCCGCAUCACCAUCAGUUCCACUACAAUCCGAGUGCCGUCAGCACAGCCAGCUACAUCAUGCCCUCCAGCGCCACCUCCGGCACCGGUUCGGGUUCCGGCACUGGCAACAUUAUCGUCUCCGGCGUGACGCCCAGCUAUGAGACGCAAUUGGGUCUGGGAGUUUACAGCACUGAAUCUGAGCCGCUUCAGACAAUGCCACGUAACGAGAGUCCCAAUGAGUCCGUCUCCUCUGGCUUUGGCCAGCUGCCGCCCACACCCAACAGCCUCUCGGCCGUGGUGGGUGGAGCCGGUGGCCCCUCCGGCGAGUCCUCCCAGUCGCUGGCCAAUGCCAGCGGCGGCAGUGAGGAGCUGUCGGCAGCGCUCAAAGUGGAGGCUGCCGAGCUGGUGGCCGCCGCCGCGGCAGCUGCAGCUCAGCCUCAGCUCUACAGCAGCUGGAGCUCGAUGCAGAGUCUGCGCCCGAAUGCACCACUCUCGCCGGAGGACUCCCUGAAUUCGACCAGCUCCACCAGCCAGGCCCUGGAGGUGUCGGCUGCCGCCCAUCAGAUGUUCCAUCCGUACCAGCAUACGCCGCAGUAUGCGCCAUAUCCCACGGCCACAGGACACUCGCAUGGGCAUGCCCAUCAUGCCCACGGCCAUCCCCAUCCCCACGGGCACGGGCACGCUCCACAUCCGCAUCCGCAUCCGCAUGCGCAUCAUCCGCAGUACGCUGGCGCGGGACAUCCCCACUAUCCGCCCAGCUCCUCGACACAUUUCAUGCCGCAAAACUUCAAUGCCGCCGCCUUUUCCUCACCCUCGAAGGUCAACUACCCGACGAUGCCACCACAGCCGUUCUACCAUCACUCGUGGUACUAGGGGUGCAGGGAGUUUUGGAUCGGUUGCAGGUGUCAGCUGAUCCGUUGCUUGAUGUCGCCAAAGAUGUACAGGGAACGUGGGGAAGUAGAGACAUUUUCCGCAUGGAAAACAUCUUCAGAACUUCCCCGAGUAGCAGCAAAUCUUAACCAUAGCCAACCAAGUCUUAAUCAUAGUUUAUUCUACCAAUAAGUCCCUACGAUUACGAGUCUAUAUUUUUUGUAUGCUAAGAUCUCUAAGCUAAGUAGCAAGUGCCUUGAAAAUAAAUACAUUUAUUCUAAUUUA